Phycomyces blakesleeanus NRRL 1555(-) is the source of this 471-nucleotide messenger RNA. RefSeq lists its product as hypothetical. The coding region runs from base 1 to 471 and encodes 156 amino acids. NCBI's taxonomy places the organism in Eukaryota, Fungi, Mucoromycota, Mucoromycetes, Mucorales, Phycomycetaceae. The record is from RefSeq and is a predicted model, not a curated record. The transcript is spliced from 3 exons.
AUGGCUGGUGGGACUAAUAGUCGUGGUCGUGGCGGUGGUGGUGCUGAAGAUAUCAGUGUUUCUGGAGACGGUCUUGGUUUGCGUUCUUUGGCAAAGGUGACCCACCUUGCAGUUCCAGGAUCGACAGAGACCUCUCCAUCUAUUACAGAAUAUUCGUAUCGAAAUGACAACAUUGGUGAAACGAAGACAGAGGAUGUGACUAUAGGCUUCCUAGCAGCGUUUUUAUCCUCAGAUUAUAAUAGACACAACUUUCUGCUAUAUUCCUCUCUUUAUACUUUUCUUAACCGAAGAAGAAACUCCUUCCAAGUUAAACUAGGGCGGGUAGCUACCCCAUCCUCGGUCUUCAUUUUACCAACGUUGCCAUUGUGUGUUGAUCCUAACACAAUUGCUGUUGGUUCAAUUCCAACUUCGGAUAUGACUUCGUUUUCGAUAACCUCACCAAGAAGCCCUUCAGCUAUGUCUUUGUUAUAA